This is a messenger RNA of Oryzias latipes (Japanese medaka), 1926 nucleotides long. RefSeq names its product ubiquitin-like 3b (gene ubl3b). Gene Ontology annotation, molecular function: protein binding. The record is from RefSeq and is a predicted model, not a curated record. Lineage: Eukaryota; Metazoa; Chordata; Actinopteri; Beloniformes; Adrianichthyidae.
UUGCGAACAAAUGUGUUUACAACCAGCUGACAUCCGACGUCUUUCCGUCCAUUCGCCUCCGAUACUCCAAGUCAACCGAAACGAAAUCCAUACUUGAAAAAUUCUUCAUGGAAAGCGGUCUGUGCUGACUCGUCAACUCAACUGAAUGCAAAAUUUUAUCGUAUUUAUCAGAUGCAGGGCUCUGGCCCCGUCUCCAGCACCUGAAGCACACCUGUCCUGACUGCUCCACGUCCACGGCCUUCCUGCUGAGCCAUGACAGCCCAGACGGACCUUGAUAUGGUGCACCUCCGCCUUAUUCUGGUCAGUGGCAAAACGCAAGACUUCACCUUCUCCCCGAAUGAUUCUGCCACAGACAUCGCUAAGCAUGUGUUUGACAACUGGCCAGCAGGAUGGGAGGAAGAGCAAGUGAGCAGUCCCAGUAUCUUGCGCCUCAUCUUCCAGGGACGCUUCCUUCAUGGCAACGUCACCCUGGGAGCUUUAAAACUGCCACCUGGCCGAACAACUGUCAUGCACUUGGUUGCCAGGGAGACUCUGCCGGAGCCCAACUCUCAUGGUCAAAGGAACAGAGAAAAGACUACAGAGAGCAACUGCUGCCUCCUCCUGUAAAGCAACAGGGAUGCCCCCCCCACCCCACCCAAACAAAAACAUCUCUCACACACAUCCAAACAUUAUGCACACACUCCAUCCUUUUCUGCUGCAGGUUUUCAUUUCAGCUGCAAAUCUGAAUGAAAUUGCUGGACGUCCCUUCGUUAUUUUCUUGAAUUAAACAUAUUUUUUUUGUUGGGGGUGGUAGAUGAUUUUAUUUUCAGCCCCCAAGCUUUUCUUCUGUCAGCAUUUUUCUCUGUUCUUUUAAUUUGAAAAUCCAGCAGCCUCCUCCGCUUCGUGGCUGAUGCGUUUUCUGGAGCUGUUUUAAAACGGUGUCAUAUGUAAUGAAAAAAAGUCUUGGAACUCAUGACUCGUCAUGGACACAGAAGUGCUCUGAAGAUUUGUGGAGUGAAACCCCGGUCCUGCUUGUCACACAGACAUUUCCCUGGUCUUACUCUAUAGUGUUAACCCUCCCGUUGCACUUAACAAGUUUAAUUCUGAAGUGUUAAUAGUGUCUCAUCUUCACAUCCAUUAUGACUUUUUGGAAUGCCGCCAGAAGAACUGAACUCCCCGCUUGGUUGAAGACGUGCCAUACUCCUCACGGACAGUUCCUGCCUCUGUGACUGCCGGCGCCGGCGGCGCUUUGUGGCUUCAUCUAAAAAAAAAAGACAGUUUGAAAACCUGUGGGUCCACCAGAAACAGGAGCAGGCAUUCGCUGGCUAUCUUCACUGGCUUCAGUGUGAACUUCCUGUCUUCAUAAGAGCCAUCAUGGGAGCCAGUUAGACGCACACAGAGAAGCUGUUUAAGGCAGGAGGAAGGGUGGCGUCUGUGCCCCCCCCACACACAACUAUACCCUCAACAUAGUUCUUCUGUUGGAUAAAACCAAAAAAAAAAAAGGAAAUCUAGGCGGUGUUUCACCUCCACGUCAUUUGGAUGCUGUUGUUUCUUCUCGUUUGCCUUUUAUCGUGGAACUCAGUAAUAUCAUUAAUAUUGAAAUUGAAAUAUAUCAAUUUUUAUCUUGUGUAUAGAUAUUGAAUUUUAGUGAGGGUGAGUUUGUGUGUGUGAGUGUGUCUGAAGGUGUAUGAUGCAGCGGAUGAGGACUAGUAAGGGCAUGUGAUGUUUUUAAGUGAAAAAGUGCUCUGGGAGCGUUGAUGGGCUGGGGAUCUUCAGAAACAGUGGAAUAACCUUUCGAUUCCUUCCAUUAGUGUCCUUUGGUUUGUGUUCUUCGUCAAUAAGUGUCACUGCUACAGAUGUUUAGCUCAUUAUUAAUGUAAAAACUUAAUGCAAUGUGGUCUACAUAAAUGCUUGUAUUAUAAAUUAAUAAAUCUUUACAUAACUUCU